Fusarium redolens is the source of this 1506-nucleotide messenger RNA. Its product is annotated as carbon-nitrogen hydrolase. Gene Ontology annotation, molecular function: hydrolase activity, acting on carbon-nitrogen (but not peptide) bonds, in linear amides. Bases 432 to 1352 code for a protein of 306 amino acids. The transcript has 2 exons. The record is from RefSeq and is a predicted model, not a curated record. Lineage: Eukaryota; Fungi; Ascomycota; Sordariomycetes; Hypocreales; Nectriaceae.
GGCUCUCCUUGUCUGGAUUAGUGGCGCUCGUGAGGCGCAAGUGCGACUUCCCCGUGGAUACGGAAGCUGCCGUGCUAUUACCAUGUCAUCUCGCGUGUUUUGCGUACUUCCUGUGUCCUUUUUGACGAGCACGCAUUACCAUUUCCCGCUGUUGUCGGACGGUAUCCAUGCUUACUCUAGAGACGCGUGCCCCACGGGUCCGAUCAAAGUUUUGUAACUUUUGUUAUUGGCUCUGGUCGAGCAAGCGGCUUUAUGGCAGGGGGACGAGCCGAGGUGCGAGCCGGGCCAAUAUCAGAUAGGAACGGGUAUAAAUGUAACUGCUCCCCCGUAUUUCAAGUGCGACUUGUUACUACGUACUGGAAGUAGCUGCUUGUUACCCUCGUGGACCUCCAACGACGCAAGUUUGACGACCUCCGAUACACCUCAGCGCAAUGGCUUCCAAAUUAAAGAUUGCCCUAGUGCAGCUCCACUCUCAUCCAACCGACCUGUCCAGCAAUUUCAACCGCGCGGCCGAGUACAUCCGCAACGCUGCCCAGGAUGGUGCCAGUAUUGCAGUCCUGCCCGAGUACCACCUCGCAGGGUUUUGCGAACAACUGCAGGAUCCCGAGGCGGCCACACGGCUAUCCGCCGAGUACCUGAAGCGCUACCAAACGCUGGCAAAGGAGCUGCAUAUCGGCAUUGUCCCUGGGACGGUGCUCGAGCCGAAGACGCAGGGUGGAGUUGCCGGCGACCACACAGGGCCACUGGCAAAUGUAGCAUACUUCAUAGGCCCAGACGGAGAGCUGCUUGAACGUUACCAGAAGAAGAAUCUGUGGCAUCCCGAGCGGCCUCAUAUCGCCGCUGAUACCGAGUCCCCGCACCGUGCAUUCGACACGCCGUGGGGGAGAGUGGGUCUACUCGUGUGCUGGGAUAUAGCUUUCCCGGAGGCCUUUCGCGCUCUCAUCGCCGACGGGGCGCGCAUCGUCAUCUGUCCAUCAUAUUGGGUGGCCAGUGACGGCGGCGAGGGCCGUCGAUUCAACAGCUCAUGUGAGGCGCUGUUUCUACAGAACGUGUGUGUGGCGCGAGCAUUUGAGAACGGCUGCGCCGUCGUCUUUGUGAAUGCCGCUGCUCCACUGGGAAGCACCGACGGCAAGGAUCUCCUUGGCAAGGAGUACGUUGGGCAAAGCCAAGUGGCGAUGCCGUUUCAGGGUUCCCAGGGUACGCUUGGUGCUGCCGAGGGUUUGAGUGUCGUCGAGAUAGAAAUGGAAGCUCUGGAUGUGGCAGAGGACGUUUAUAAAGUUCGGCAGGAUAUGGCAACGGCUGGUUGGCACUAUCCACUGGCGUACGAGACUAAGAAACUGGCUAUAAAAUGAUAUGCGCUGGCUAAUAACUGGCCCAACUGAGCUACUUAGUGUUGAACAGGUGCUGGGGUCUCACGUGCAAGCAGGGAUAUUUUAAGAUUACAACCGAAAUGGUAAAACCUCUAAGGGGCAGAAUUCAACACAACACAAGAUGAAUAUACCAAUU